Molecule: messenger RNA, 3746 nt
Organism: Anthonomus grandis grandis
Lineage: Eukaryota; Metazoa; Arthropoda; Insecta; Coleoptera; Curculionidae
Exons: 10
Coding region: 131-3646 (1171 amino acids)
Cellular component (GO): lysosome
Molecular function (GO): cysteine-type endopeptidase activity; cysteine-type endopeptidase inhibitor activity
Source: RefSeq, a predicted model, not a curated record
UUAUAAACAUGAUAGAGCAACAAUAAAAAUAAACAAGUCUCAAAUGCGCACAUAUAAUAAAUUAACAGAGUGAUUCAGUAAAGAUUGUCCCUCUUCAGUGUAAAUUCGUACUGGGAGUAGCGAAGUGACCAUGGCGUCACUCCGGAUUUUUGUUUCCUUUAUAUUAAUGUGUUGUGUUUUUGUUGUUGCCCAGAAGGAGACUCAAAUUAUUAGCGCUGUUCUGGGUUAUUUAAAUGGGAACCCCAAUAAAAUCCAUGACUACAGCGGGGCUGCUUUGAUUGGCAUUCAAACUAGGGGUGACAUAUCAGAAGCCUCCCUUGAGGUUCAUGCUGUUUGCAACAACAAGUUACCAGAAAUCCCUUGCAAUGAUCAAACUAUGGUAUGUCAUGCCUAUAUGGGUAUGGAUCCCAACCAACUGGGACAGUACCAAGUACUCGGCGACAUCACUUGUAGUCCAAAAGUUGAAAUCGUUGUGGAUGAAGUCGAAGAACCAAAAGUUUCUGGACCUUCGAUGGUUUUUGCCAGCAACGGAAAAAUCGAUUUAAGUAAUGAGGCUGUGGCUCCAGAACAAGGCAAUCCAGAUUUCGUGGCUGUCAGAAAACAAAAUGUCCCUUGUUUAGGUUGCCCUUUUGAUUUGGACACUGACGCAGAAGGAGUCGAUGAGCUCGUCGAAACUGCUGUAAAGCAUAUCGAGAGUGAACGUUCUAACAGGCAUAAGAUUCUUAAUAUUAAAAGACUCCAGGAACAGAUAGUCGCCGGUAUCAAAUAUAUACUCUUAGCAGACUUUGCGGAAACUACUUGCACUAAGGAUGCGGAUCUCUCUGCCCCCUGUAUUCUAGAUUUGAAUAAGGAACCAUUCAUUUGCGAAGUUAGCUUUAUUGAAAAACCCUGGAUAAGCAAAAGCAAGCAUAUCAUUAAAAAUAACUGCACUCAGUCUCAGGAAUUUGAGCCGGUAAACUCCAAAUAUGACAAAGACGAAAUUAGUAAUGAUAUCUUGCCACAUGUCCUACCAGAACAAAAAACUGAUAAGCCAUAUAUUCCGAAUUACGAUUCUAUGGCAGAAAAUGGCCGUAUUGACGAGCCAUUGGAUCCUGCAAGGUUGGCAGAUUUGGAAUCUCAAAUUUUACUGGAAGACAUUGUAGAAACUCCGUCAAGCCCAUUCAAGGCUGAAACUCCUAUGAAUUCUGCACCACCAAUAGAUUACUUGCAAGUAGAGCCUCUUGAAGAACUACACCCGUCUUCAUCAUUUACCCUGGAUGUGUCAAUUCCUUUAGAAGAACAUGACCAUUUUAUGGAGGACAGAGGACCCAGUAUUAGAACUUACUUUAAUGAUUAUGAUAGCUAUCCAGAUCUCACUGAAUGGUUCUCUAGAUUUGAUAUUCAACGAAAAAGGAAUGAUUUGGUCAAGGACUUUGGCAGCUCAGAGGCAGAGGAUGACAGGAGCAGAAGAGAGGCUGAGAAGAACUCUUCCUCUUCGUCAUCAUCAUCGUCCUCGUCAGAAGAAAAUAAUGAUCAGAGGAAUACUCAUGAAGAUCUGGAUCGGAAAUCUAAAGAGAAAGAGGACGAUAGUAGCAGUAGCAGCAGCAGUUCAGAAGAGAAUCAACGACACAAAAGGUCUGUGGGACAGCUAGAAAAAAUAUCUCCCGACGAGAAGGCGAUAGUCAGAGAUUUGGCCGAUUUUGCUGCCGCAUCUUUAGAUAACAUCGACGAGGACCACCACAAGAGGGUGAUUUUACAGAUUUUGGGAGCCAAGAAACUGAAGCUGGACGGGAUUUAUUAUCAAAUUAUUAUGCGAUUGGGGAUUUCGCAUUGUUACGAGUAUGAGCAUCAUGAAAAUUGUAGGGAAAAGCUUUUUACCAAUUUGACAAAAAUCUGUAAAGUACAGGUUCAUGUGGAAGAAGAUUAUUCAAAUCCAAAAGUAGUCAAGUCCCAGUGUCAAAAUAUUAAAAAAGACGAGAAUGACAGGAACCGGACUAAUUAUAGCAGGUAUAAGAGAGCUUUACCGGGAGGACAUAACAAAGUCCCUACGACGAGUCCUGAAGUGAAAAAAUUUGUUAAGGCAACUUUGCAGCACCUGGAUUCGGUGUCCGAUGGGGAAAAUAAACAUAAGUGCGUUGACAUCCUCUCGGCCACCUAUCAAAUAGUAGCUGGAACACGCUAUAUCAUCACAGCGAAAAUUGGAGUGAGCGAAUGCAAAAAGGACGACUCUAAACCUCCGGAAACUUGCGAGCUCUUAGAAGAACCCUUUAACUGCACUAUAGAUGUUUGGUCACGUCCUUGGCUCAACUCCACGUUAUAUACCACAACAUGUGGAGAUAAAGAAUUUAAAUUCGGCCAUGGGCCAACGACAAGUCAAAGACGAAAAAGAUCUUUAAAAGUUUCAGGAGUCCUAGUUCAAGAUCUGUCCCAGAGAGCAGUCGAUUAUAUCAACUCUCGCACCAAAAUGAGUAAAGAGUACAAACUGAUCAAAAUUACGGAAGCGGGCGAUUUUAAUAAUACCGUAUUAAUAAUAAUGACAUUGGCUCCUUGUGAUAAAAUCACGUUUAUGUCGAUGACCAUACCAGUUUGUUUGGAAGAGCCACAUUAUAUAGAUUGCGUUAUAAGAGCCAAUGACGUUUUUAACCCUUCCAAGGAUCUGUCAAUGUCGAUCAACUGUAGUAACGACGAUGAGGUAUAUGAGUAUCAACCAGAGAGGCCUUAUUCGCAUAAGGCGUUUGAUGAGGAGGAAGUUUUUGGGAAGUUCUGCGAGAAAUUCGGAAAGGUGUAUGCGAAUAAGAUGGAGUGGAAGUUUAGGUUUAAGGUAUUUCAAAAUAAUUUGAACAAAAUAGCGUUACUGAACAAAUAUGAACAAGGUACAGGCCGGUACAGCAUCACCCAGUUCGCUGAUUUAACCGAGACUGAAUUCUCAAAAAUGCACGGAUUGAGACAAGGGCUAAGGCGACCGGAAGUUAAGUUUGAACAAGCUAAGAUUCCUCAAAUUGAGCUACCGACGGAGAUGGAUUGGAGAACUAAAGGAGCAGUCACCGAAGUAAAAGACCAAGGACUCUGCGGCAGCUGUUGGGCUUUCAGUACAACCGGUAAUAUUGAAGGCCAGUACGCGAUCAAACACGGCUCACUUUUGGAAUUUUCCGAACAAGAACUGGUAGAUUGCGAUAAGGUCGAUCAGGGAUGCAAUGGAGGACUUAUGGACAAUGCUUACCGGGUGAUUGAGGAGUUGGGAGGAUUGGAGUCCGAAUCCGCGUACCCAUAUGAGGGAAAAGAUGAUACUUGCCACUUUUCAAAGUCGAAAGUGAAGGCGCAGUUGACUGGCGCAUUAAAUAUUAGCCAUGACGAAACUGACAUGGCUAAAUGGUUGACGCAGAACGGUCCCAUUUCCAUUGCGAUUAACGCUAACGCGAUGCAGUUUUAUGUCGGUGGAGUGUCGCAUCCGUUCAAGUUCCUUUGUAAUCCGAAUAAUUUGGACCAUGGGGUGUUGAUUGUCGGAUAUGGUGUACAUAAAUACUCCCUUUUCAACAAAACUUUGCCUUACUGGACGGUGAAAAAUUCAUGGGGACCCGGAUGGGGAGAACAAGGCUACUACAGGGUAUACCGGGGCGACGGUACCUGCGGUUUGAACCAGACACCCUCUAGCGCCAUCGUGGCCUAAUAUUGUUUGUUUUUCGAAAUAUUAAGGCGCAUGAUUAAAAUAAUCAUUUUUUAAAAAUAAUUGUUGUUAUUAGUAUCAAAGAUUACAUUUCAUAAAAUCA